Dromiciops gliroides (monito del monte) is the source of this 5304-nucleotide messenger RNA. RefSeq names its product solute carrier family 25 member 42 (gene SLC25A42). Gene Ontology annotation, biological process: transmembrane transport. The record is from RefSeq and is a predicted model, not a curated record. NCBI's taxonomy places the organism in Eukaryota, Metazoa, Chordata, Mammalia, Microbiotheria, Microbiotheriidae.
AUGGCAGAGUGUGGCUAUGAGCUACCAAAAGUUAUCCACUCCCUAUUAGCUGGUGCAUUGGCAGGAGCUCUUGCUAAAACUGCUGUAGCUCCUCUGGACAGAACCAAAAUCAUCUUUCAAGUGUCUUCAAAAAGAUUUUCUGCCAAGGAAGCCUUUAAGCUCAUCUACUUGACCUACCUCAAUGAAGGCUUCUUCAGCUUGUGGAGAGGCAACUCUGCCACCAUGGUCCGAGUGAUCCCCUAUGCUGCCAUCCAAUUUAGUGCCCACGAGGAGUACAAACAGAUCCUGGGCCGCUACUAUGGCUUCGAGGGCGAAGCUUUGCCCCCUUGUCCGAGACUUGUUGCUGGUGCGUUGGCUGGUAUGACGGCUGCUUCUUUAACCUACCCACUGGAUUUGGUGAGAGCCCGGAUGGCUGUCACACCCAAGGAAAUGUACAGUAACAUCUUUCAUGUCUUCAUCCGGAUGUCCCGUGAAGAAGGUCUAAAAACUUUGUACAGGGGCUUUGUACCAACAAUCCUUGGAGUCAUUCCUUAUGCUGGGCUGAGUUUCUUCACCUAUGAAACACUAAAGAAAUUUCAUCGUGAACACAGUGGACGAUCACAGCCAUAUCCCUUUGAGCGAAUGAUUUUUGGUGCAUGUGCUGGUCUCAUUGGCCAGUCAGCCUCCUAUCCCCUAGACGUUGUACGGCGACGGAUGCAGACAGCAGGAAUAAAGGGUCAGACUUACGAAAGCAUCUUAAGCACCUUACAAGACAUUGUCAGGGAAGAGGGAGUCAUCCAAGGUUUAUACAAGGGAUUGAGCAUGAACUGGCUUAAAGGCCCAAUAGCAGUAGGAAUCAGUUUUACCACUUUUGACCUAAUGCAGAUUCUUCUUCGUAAAUUAGAUGACGGCAAUGGGAAACGGAGUUAAUGUUCUAAUGCUCAACUACCCAGAUUACUUACUGAAGCACAUGUGUAUAUGUAGAAAAUGCUAGUGCUAUCUCCUACAUUAUUGUGAAAUGUGAUUUAAAAUUUUACUUUAUUUUUUUAAAUAAUUGAGUUUGCAGUUCUGAAAAUAUGCACUUAAGAUUGAUCUUCUCUAACACCAAGUUCUCUUAGAGCAGCAAGUAAUCUUUGAGCCCUGGACAGCAUUUGUCCUCUGAAUUCUUCCCUUGAAGGUGUUUCUAACCUUCAGAUUAGUGAAGAGGACUAUGCUUCUGACCCAGGUCCAGAGCAUAUGCAGGGAUUAGGAUCACUGAGGGGUGUUUAGGGAAUACGACUUAGUUUUUGGUUUUAAACAUCCUACAAAUUGCAGUGUUUCACUUUUGAAAGUUUGGUUGUCUACUGGAUACCUGAACUGAGGUCAGUAUUCUUUUGAAAGGAAAAAUUCAGAGUUCUAUUAUUCAUUUUUUUUUAAAUUGGUCCCCAGAAGGGAAAUGGAUUCAUCAAAAUCAAGGAUCCCAAAUGGUUUCUUAUCCAAGGUCUAGGACUUUUUGCAUUUAAUCUGUCCAUGCCUCUGAAGAAAGGAAAUUAUAUUAGAGGGUCUGUGGGAAACAUCUUAAGUUUCUUCUCAUGAGCUGUUGGAAGUAAGUAAACUUAAUCCUUUUCUCCAGUGGCAUGUGAUGAAUAUACUUUGAGUCCUCCUAAGUCUUGAAAAACUGUCACCAGAACGUAAGUGCAGAUUCCUAUAAAUACCAUAUCCCUGACCCUCCUCAAAUGCUUUCAUUCUUGGUAUAGCAUUGUCUGAUGUGUGAGUACCAUGAACUUCCAUAUUUCCCAAGAAAUGUCAAAGUUUUUGAGAUUUUAAACAGGGAAUUUUGUAAACUUGAAAUUCAUAGGUCGCAUCCUUCAUUGAAUAUAAUUGCUGCUAAGUGACCAGCUUAAAGGAGAAUUCAAUCUCUCACCAGACAUGGCAGAUCAAGGAAUGUAAAUCCUUGUUGUUGUCUUAGGAGCUCUCUCAUAAAUAUGCUUCUUCACAGCUGGUGGGUGGACCAGUCUCUGUGCUUAAGAUAGAGCAGGCUCAUCUUGAAUUUGCUCACAGAAAAUGGUACCCUCCAAUAGGUCCCUCCCACAGUGACCCACAGUCAUUUAGUAGCCACCUGAUCUCUUUGCUCAGGUGCUAUCUUCUUCCCGCCCUAAGCGGGCCUAAUGGAGCCUAAAGAACAAGACCUUUCUAAUGUGCCACUCCAAGGUUGGCAGGUCAGUGUGGCACUUCGGAAUGUCCACAGGGAUAUUUCCUGGGGAGGCUUCUAACCCCUGACUUAUUACCUCCCCUCUACCCCACCCACUUUUAAAGGGAUGGGGAACAUAUCAAAUUUCUAAGCUAAAUCUUAGAGCACAAGAAGCAUAAGAGACUGUCCCAUCUCCUGGAAUGAUCCCAGCAUCCCACAGUGAGAAGCCACAUGCCCAGCUCACGCCAGAAGUAGGAAGGUGCCUGGCAGGAGAUUGUCUUCCAGAGGGUUGCUGCUCAGAUGGAAAGGACUACACGUGAUAAAUCACAGGGUGCAGAGAAAGUCCUUCUCCAAUGUAGGUAUUUUUAACUGUAUGAUUUUUUUAAAGGUCAGAAUCCGUAUCAUGACUUCAUUAGUGUAAAAUGAAGAUCAUUGCACAGUCAGUGAAAUUUGAAUGCCCUUGUGUUUGCUUCAGAUUUUGUCCUCUGGACAGAAGUUGCUUUAAAGCCAAAUAGCUAAUGUGAUGAAUUCCCAUUUUGCAAUCAAGUCCCUCUCAGCCAAGGACAAUCAGAUUGGCUAUUUAAGUAUUACUCUGUCACUAUGAGGUUCAAUAGCUUGUACCUUCAGAGUCCUGGGUGUUAAGCUUCCUGUUACCAGGAAGGUGUCCUGACUGAAGCAGUGACUCUCUAGGUGGUGGUAUAGGAAUAGGGAGGGUCAAUUCUAACUGGUCUGUGAAGUGCCAUUGCCAGACCCCUUGAGGAAAGGCCAGACUGGAGGAAGGGGAUGGUAGUCUGUCCCCACUGAGCCCCCUCCAGCUCCAGCACUAUUUCCUAUGGUUCUAGACACCUGGGAAGCCAAGGCUUGGUUUGAGUUGUUUUGAGUUUUCAAAGUCUUGCAUUGUGUUCAAGUGUGAGUGCUCUGUUUUGACACCCCCUUCCACUAAUGCUUCCCAAAUCUGUCUUUGGAAAAAGGGAAGUACAAACACCUAGCAUCCACAGGAUUUUGUGUCAUGUUUUAAAAUAUAGAAAAGAAAUGAGCUUAAAUUUGGCCAUCAUCAUUUGUUGACCUUAAAUGAGAUCACAUUUGGGCACUCUCCAGCAAAUCAUCAUGGUUCCCUUCAGAAGUAUAAACUGGAAUUGAAAAAAGAUGGACUUUGGGGAAAGCCCGGAUGGCUUCUUUACUGAACAGUAAAUUUGAAAAUCCUCUUCUGAUGCAAUAACAGUUAUAGUGGACCUUAGAAACUCACUUCCCAAAUUUUCUUUCCAGCAAAACUUUUCCCUGAACCUCACGUUUAUUCACAUGACGAACUUAAUCAUUUUAAUCCUAUUUCCUGAAAUAGUUUUGGUGUGGGGAGGGGGGAACUUUGCACAAUUCUUUUUGUAUGAAAGGAGCUGAGAUGUGUGUGUAUGCAUGUGUGUCUUAUAUGUGUUUUAAAUAGAUUUUUUUCCUUGCCCAAUGCUUGGCUUAUGGUGUGAAGAGCCUUCUCUGUGUUCACACUUUGCAUGUGGUGUGCCUGGCCUGUAAUUCUGAUCCUGCCUGAACAGGGGGGCAGAAGUGGGCCAUGAUUAUAUAGGGGAGAAGGCUUCCACUCCCCAGGCUGCAUGUUUGAAGGCAAGGGCUUUAUUGUUCACACCACCUCCCUCCCCCAUUUCUGAGCUCAGCUCAUUCUCCUGUGUUGGCCAGCAUCUCUUCCUUUGUCUGAGGGUUUGUUGGAGAUUUUGCUGUACUUCUGGCCUCUUGUACAUUCUCUGCCAAGCACAUCAUGUUACAUUAUCCUGUUACUUCCUCCCUCUGACCUCGGUGCUCUGGGGGAUUUUGUUACCCAGGAGGCAUUUUGGCCAAGCUGCAUGUAUCCGAGGGAGAGCAGUUUUGAGACUGCUGUCUGUCCCUGUUCCAUGGAAACACAUGCAUCAUUAAGGGUCUGCCCUUUAGGGAGUUUACUGUCAUGAUCCCGGGCACACUCUGAGCCUGAGCAGCAAAAAUCCAAAGCAAGGUCCUUCCUUUCAAGAAGGUCAUUUUUUCUUCUCAAGACUUGUCCGUGGCUCCCCCAGACACUUUCAGCAUUAGGCAUCUUCCUGGCCAGAGACCACAAAUGAAGAGACAGAUUUGAGAAGGGAAGGCCCAGGACCACCAGCACCCCAGUCUCUUUGUCCUGCUACGGCAGCUGCCUCUCUUUGGGGCUCUUUAGUCUACAGUGCUACCUAUGGGUCUAAUAGUUGCCGAAGCCCAGCCAGACCACAGAAAAGUGAUGCUGGACAUUCAAAGUUAGCUUAACUUCCAUUUCCUCAUACUGUGGUUGAGCUAAGCUUUAGUGGAAACCCUCCAUAGAAAGUACAGCCAGUGGAGGCAUAUUCUUCAUUGGAGAUUUUUGAGGUUCUGCUGAGCAGCUUGACAUGAAGGUCGAAUGAACCUGGUUAGUUUAGCCUGUUUUAGGCAGCAAUGCACCCCAGAAGUCAGCUUCCCUUGAGAAGCAUGGGAGGGUGUGAACCUGAUCCAGGGGGAGCGUGGCACUUUGUUCUUCAGUGGACAAGCUCAGAUCCACACCCGCUGCAAUGCUAUCUCAGAACCAGUGGACCUAAGAGUGGGAGUGAGCGAGUGAGCAAGGGAGCAAGCAAGUGAGAGAGCAAGAGGUGCUUUGUGUGCGUGUGUGAAUGUGUGAGUGGCCUCUAUGAGCAAGUACUUCUUGGAAAAAGUGCAAUUUCCUGAGUUGGAUCAGACAGAAAGAUUUUGGUCCCGAAACCUUUCAAGAGCUUUAGAAUCAGGUACUCUUGGGCCCUUUGGGGCUUCCCUAUGCUGCGUUUCUGAAUGAGCAACUCCCUAAUGCCUGGUUCUCCCCAAAUGCUGUGUUUUGCAGGGACUUGACACUGUUGUCCACCUAGCUUGCCUAUGCACAUAACACAUGACACUGUUAAAUGCCUUUUGUAAAGAUGUGUUAUUGCUGUCCAUGUGUCAAUUUCGAUUGCUUUUAUUGGUCUGGAGUUAUAUUUUGAUGCAGUGAAGAUACUUUGUUUAAAUAUAUUAUAUAUAUAUAUAAUGUUUAUAUUUUAAGAUUUGUGCCAAGAGAAUAUAUUUAAUAAAAAUUAAAUGAUUGAUUUCCUUUCUCUGUCUUUCCUCUUCCAUCCCCACUAAUUGCCUAUAACUGACAUAAUAUGAAU